AUGCAGCAUAAUCGGGAGCGCGGCGAAAUGUUCAUGGAGAUGAUGUCAGCGCAGAUGAGCAUGGUGGCGAAGAUGACGGAGACGCUCACUCAAGCAAACAAGGCAAGCACGACACGGCACCUGAGGGACGCCUUCUACUGCAACGACGAGACGUACGAGGCACAACCGAAAGCAGAACAACUCAAUCUCGGCGAGGCGGGCGCUGGCGGCACAAGCCCCCCCCCAUUCCAUCGGCAGUACACCCGCCUGACUUCCUCCUCCCUCUUCGCCAUGCAGGACUACGGCUACUCGCAGUACCACCAGCGCAGCGGCGAACUUUCCAAGCUCUACUACAAAUCCCUGGACCACGGCACUAAUAGCGGCGGCUUCAAUGGCCCGCAUGCAGGCCCGGCUCCAGGCCCGACGCCGCAGCAGGGGGACUUCGACUACGAGCCCAUCAGCACCCAGGCCAAUACUACGCGCUGUCGCCCAAGGUCUAUCGAUACAACUGGGGAGAAGAAGCGCAUGUUCAAGCUAAACGAGGGCACCAAUCAUCACAAGACGCUGCAGGACGAGGCCGGACGAUCAAGCAGUCCGUCGUGUGAUCUCGAAUCAGAGUGUGGAGCGCGCCUAAAAGCAGGCGGAUCGCCGAGGACCAAAAUGGCGGUGGCAGAUCUCUCCGAGAAGAUCAUGGCCGACGCUAGUAUGUACACCGACGACACGGCGGCCGGCAGCAGCAGCACUGUGGGCGGCAGCAGCAGCGAUGACGACGAGCGCUCGAACCAACAGGAGCUCACAGCGCGAGGACGCUCCGAGAGCCAAGGGCAGAUCAGCGAUCAAGAUACCGACUUAGACCGCUCCUCCUACUUUGUUCUCUCGGACCCCAACUACAUCUACGAGGCUGUCUCGGUGCGCAUCAAGAAGGCCAGGACGACGGCGAUCAACUCGUUCACGACGUUCCUGGCCGCCAACCGAGAGGAGGUCGGCGACGAGAAGAAAGCACCUCCGUGCUCUAAACAAGACUUAGAAGCUAUGGUGUCUCUACUGUACUCAACGGCUGCAACGGAGAGUGAAUACCUCCACGCGGCCCACGUCGUGAUGAUGUGGUACCUUUAUGGCCGUAGCUCGGGCGCAGAAACAGUCGAGAAGAGUCAGCUAUCCAUCUUGCCUGCCAUGCAUGCCAACGACGGUACCUUGUCGGAAAACUGGAUUAUCGAGCGCGGGGGCUGGCAGCUGGACCGCGUCAAUAUGGCAUUCGGGUACAUGCUUGGUACAACCCAAGCAGACCAAAAGGUGUCCCGCGUCCUGAGUGGCUGGAAGCCCAAGGACGGUGCGCGGCUACCAACGCUAGCCGCUCUGGACACGCCAAUCUUGGCCCGCGCUCGCAAGUUGCAGCAGCUUCUCUUUUCCAGCACGAUGGUGUUUGCUGACGCCGCCUUGAACCUCGACGACGACGUCACAGAUGUCCUUACGGCUACCCUGUUCAUGCAUUACCCGGACAUCUCGCCCAUCACGAAGAUUCGUGAGCUCCUAGCAGAACGAGUCAUUGGUGAGUCCGAGCUGCUGGCGUGGAGCGUGACAAUUAGCAAGGCAUUCGUGACACCUUCAGCUUCUGAGGCUUUUGUUAGUGCUGGUGAAGGGCCGUCGCCUGCGUUGAUUGAUCUCAUCAAGCGCCAGUCUGAGCAGAUCGAUGUUUUAAUCCUACAGAACAAACGGCUCGACGAGCGCAUAUUUGCUGUUGAAGCACACCUCAAGACACUUACCAGCACAGCGGCAACUCAACCAGCAAACGCCGACGCCACGCUUCCUGCCUCCGAACAACCACCGCCAUGGUUUACUGCGGAGCCUCGCGUGUAUGCGUCGCGUUCUGUAAAGAAGACAGCGUUGUACGAGUACAGGCACAUCGCAGGGUAUCUCAUGCUCUUCUUACCUGAAGGGUUUGCGCUGGACAUAUCGUCGCCUGCAUACAAAAGCGAGGUGCUCGAGCUUGGCGAUAAAGCACAACAGAACGCACUCACCUUCUUGAAGUCGCACGGCUCCUCCGCAGUCGCAGCAGUCUGCGUCGUCGCAGCCGCUGUCGCCCCAACGUAUCCUGCAGCUAGCCGUCACCGCGUGUUAGGCCAAUCAGCCGGCCGUCACGCCACGAUCACACGAAGUGCUCCUGCUGCUGCUGGCUCCGGCGGCCAUCGCCCCGCCCAAGGCCAUGCUGCAGUGCGCGUCGCCGCCGCUGCCGAACUGCUCCUGGUGCUGCGGGCCCCGAGGGCCAUCACCCCUCCCGAGGCCAGACUGCAGUACGAGUUGAUGUCGCCGCCCGCGCCCGUGACAUUGUUUGCUGCCGAUGCUCGCCUCGGAGGCCGCCACCCCACCCGAGGACAGAUCACACUGCUGCUGUUGCUGGUCUCGGCCCGAGAGUGUCAUCACCCCGCCCGAGACCCACCGCACUCCGCGUCGUCGCCGCCCCCUCGCCUCGCUGCUGCAUUUGUAUUUGUAUUUGUUGCGGUUAUGGCGACUACGCUGCUGCAGCUGCCCACGGGGGCCAUCGCUCAGCCCGAGACCAACCCGCACUUCGCGUCACCGCAGCUGCUGUUCUGCUCCUGGUGA
Messenger RNA from Phytophthora sojae, 2580 nucleotides. RefSeq lists its product as hypothetical. The transcript has 13 exons. The record is from RefSeq and is a predicted model, not a curated record. Lineage: Eukaryota; Oomycota; Peronosporomycetes; Peronosporales; Peronosporaceae. The coding region runs from base 1 to 2580 and encodes 859 amino acids.